Molecule: messenger RNA, 1519 nt
Organism: Cynara cardunculus var. scolymus (artichoke)
Lineage: Eukaryota; Viridiplantae; Streptophyta; Magnoliopsida; Asterales; Asteraceae
Exons: 3
Coding region: 112-1383 (423 amino acids)
Source: RefSeq, a predicted model, not a curated record
UCAGUUUUGUGUCACUCCCCCUCCUCCAUUGACAUACUAUUGAAUUUCUCACCAUUCCUUCUAAUUAAACUCCACCACCCCUUACCAUUCUCUCAAACUAAACAACCCAUCAUGAGGACUUUGUGUCCAAACUUGGCUAACCAAGAUGCUCUAGAAACUGUGCUCGAAGUUCCCAUCCCGGAGGAGAGUUUCCAUGCUACCAAUGACACCAACAGCACCGCCUCAUGGCGGAGCAUGAAACCACCGAUUACACCUCAUUCAACCGACUACGGUGGUCGGAAUGCUGAAAUUCAGCUGUUGCUUGGAGUCGUUGGUGCACCUCUCAUCCCUCUUCCCAUCCCUUCCGGUCACCCUAACUUCAUCAACCCAAACAUCAAUGACCACCAACCAAUCGAGGCUUCAAUGGCGAAAUAUAUCGUGCAACAAUAUAUAGCGGCGACGGGAGGAGAAAGAGCUCUGAAUUCAGUGGACAGCAUGUUUGCGGUGGGGAAGGUGAAGAUGGUGGCGUCGGAGUUCAUAGCCGGAGACGGAAUAAGUAUGAACUGCAACGGUCUGAGUCUGGGUGGCAGCGUGAUGAAAAUCAAGAGUGUGAGAAACGGUGGUGGUGAAAUGGGAGGUUUUGUGCUGUGGCAAAAGAGACCCAACCUUUGGUCUUUCGAGCUGGUGGUUUCCGGUUGUAAGAUCAGUGCCGGCAGCGACGGGAAGGUGGCAUGGAGGCAGACUCCAUGGCACCAGUCCCACGCCUCUCGUGGACCCCCUAGACCUCUCCGUCGUUCCCUACAGGGUCUUGAUCCAAGAUCAACGGCCAAUUUGUUCACAAACUCCAUUUGCGUUGGAGAAAAGACCAUCAAUGGAGAAGAUUGCUUUGUGUUAAAGCUUGAAGCCGAGCCUUCAUCUCUGAAACAAAGAAGCAGCAGCAAUGUGGAGAUCAUACACCACACUGUUUGGGGGUACUUUAGUCAAAGGACAGGCCUUUUGCACCAUCUUAAAGACUCGCAUCUCAUUAAAAUCAAAGCACUUGGAAGUGACAACGUCUUCUGGGAAACAACCAUGGAAUCAUUGGUUCAAGAUUACAGAGUUGUCGAUGGAAUCAACAUUGCUCACGGUGGCCGCACGACUGUUUCGCUGUUCCGUUCUGGCGAGAAAUCCGAGAGCCAUUCACGAACCAAAAUGGAAGAGGUUUGGAUGAUCGAGGACUUGGAUUUUAACAUAAAGGGUCUCUCGAUGGACUGUUUCUUGCCACCUAGUGACUUAAAGAAAGUUGUCGAUCAAGAAACCGAUGAUGUCGUGAGCAGUGACACCAGGAAUGCUCAAUUCACCUCCAAGAAUAGAGGCAUGAGGUUUGGUGUUUCGAAGGUUAUGGAUUUCGAUCCCACCAGAUAGUUGGGAAUGACGGAAGAAUUAAAAGUUUAAAAUACCGAUGUCUUAUAAUUUGUUUAUUUUGUAAAUACGGUGUUUGUCGAAAGUUCGUUUGAGCUUCUGCUACAAAACUAGAUAGAUUUGUGUUUUUUUCGCAUUG